Messenger RNA from Homalodisca vitripennis (glassy-winged sharpshooter), 864 nucleotides. RefSeq lists its product as uncharacterized. The transcript is spliced from 2 exons. The record is from RefSeq and is a predicted model, not a curated record. NCBI's taxonomy places the organism in Eukaryota, Metazoa, Arthropoda, Insecta, Hemiptera, Cicadellidae. The coding region runs from base 1 to 864 and encodes 287 amino acids.
AUGGUAUUGCCUUGUGAGGUGGCUCAUCUGGCACCAAUUGAAAUGCUGCUUCUUCAAAAGAAAGCGAUUCGACUCAUGGCUGGCUUGGGAAUGCGAGACAGUUGCAGGACUGCGUUCCGAGAUUUGGGAAUUUUAACGGUGGUUUUGAGCUACAUCCUGGCUGCAUGCUCAAGAGGCAAAGAUAUUGUUGCUGAGCUCAAGAACUAUGGCAAGCAGUUUGAAGAAUUUAGGGAGUCUUUGCAAAUGUUCUCAGAUACCAUAGACAAGGCAAAUGAAAAUAUGAAAAAGCUGACUGAAAACUAUAAGGAGCUCAAGAGCGAGAAUCAACAAAUUAGGGCUAGUAAUAAGGAGCUAAGAGAAGAAGUGGAUAGUUUAAAGAUGAGAAUGAGACAAAUUGAGCAAUACUCGAGGAAAUCAAAUAUUGAGAUUCAGGGCGUUCCUGUAACCAGCAACGAGGACCCUGUCCUAAUUGCCGUUGAUGUGGGGAGGACUGUGGGUGUGGAACUGAAAGCAGAAGAUGUGAUGGCUGCUCACCGAGUGCCUACAUUCAAGCCUAGAGCCAUACCACCACUCAUCGUCCAGCUUAGGGACCGGAGGCUUAAGAAUACGUGCAUUGCAGCCUACAAGAAAAACAAAAAGUUAAGUGCUAAAGACAUAAACCCAGCGUUCCCGAACAACAUCGUCUACGUGAACGAUCAUCUGACCCCGGAAACCAAGAGCCUUCUCAGACUGGCAAAGAUGAAAGCAAAGGAAAUUAACUAUAAGUAUGUCUGGUGCAAUGACGGCAAGAUAUUUAUGAGAAGCGAGGAUGGCCAAAGGUGUAUCCGAAUCGACUGCGAACAGGACUUGUGUAAAAUAAAAUAA